AUGGGUCUUUACGAACUGUUCGAUAUGAUAAUAGCCAGUGGAGAAGUUGGAGUGGAAAAACCAAAUCCAGACAUCUUCGAGAUGGUCCUGAAACGCUACCACCUCUCCGACGCGUCGAAGAUGCUACAUAUUGGGGAUAAUGUCCAGAAGGACUACCGUGCGGCUAGGCAUUUCGGUGCCAGCGCCCUUCUUUUCGAUCCCCUUUCGCUGAACGCUGAAGUAGCAAGCACUGACAAAAUAACGUCUUUCACAGAGUUAAGGGUCGAGUAG
Messenger RNA from Strongylus vulgaris, 270 nucleotides. NCBI's taxonomy places the organism in Eukaryota, Metazoa, Nematoda, Chromadorea, Rhabditida, Strongylidae. The record is from the annotation of a GenBank genome assembly.